This is a messenger RNA of Rubroshorea leprosula, 1427 nucleotides long. Lineage: Eukaryota; Viridiplantae; Streptophyta; Magnoliopsida; Malvales; Dipterocarpaceae. The record is from the annotation of a GenBank genome assembly.
AACAGUCAAAAGCGCGAAGUUGCCCGGCAAGUCGGCAUGAAAUGUCAAAAUGCAGUACAAAAACUGGGGCAUAAAAGAAGACGCAGGAGCACAUGCUUUACUUCAAUAACGAAAUUUCGUGUUCCACCAUGGUCCGGCCCUGGCAACUGCUACGCUUCUUCCUCUUCCUCCUGGGUUCUCACUUCGUCGGUUGGGUCAUCGCGCACCAGGAAACAGGCAAGUGGCGCUGCGAGUCGGAGUCUGAGAUCCGAGUCCUGGCCGAUUUCCGACCCGGACUCAUCACCCUCGAUGGCCUGGCCGAUGAUUGGAAGGACAUUGACGGGUUCGAGUUCCCUCUCCGUCCUGCUCUGGACCCCGACCAGGACCACGAGUACUCCGGUGGAAAAAUGACCGUUAAGGCUUUGCAUGAUGGACAUGAUGUCUUUUUCUUGUUGCAAGUUGAUGGGAACUAUGCAUACACUAGAGGAGAAAGCACCAAAUGCCCAUCUGUGGCUCUUAUGUUCAAAAUUGGUGAAGGUGCUUCCUAUCAUAAUAUGGGUGGGUGUAAAGAAGGACCUGACUCUUGCACGAACAAGACUUGCAGGGGCCAUGAAGUUGACAUCAUGCAUUUCUCAAUUGGAACAGCUAUUCCGGGACGGCUCUAUGGUGGCAAUCCAAUAGACAAUGGAGAUGGAAAUGGAGGUGAUAGGUUUGGUCAUUUGGUUGAUCUAUAUGGUUGGAACCCACACUGUAGAUACCCCGAUGGCGUUGGUCCCACAGAAAAUGAUACCAGUGCACAGAAUAACUGGAAAGGAUCAUGGUGGCACAGCAGCAUUAGCUCUCAAUCAGGAUUUGUGGAGGAAGACAGUCCUUAUGGCACAGGCGGUCAGAGGGGAACCUAUUACUUUGAAUUUUCUAGGCCAUUGAGAACUAUGGAUCAUCUCCAACAGGAUGCUCAGUUCACCAUUGGUGGAUCAACCCAGAUGUCUAUCGCAUUCUGGUAUCCUGUCAAUGGCAACCCCUGGCACGGAUCUGGCCACUAUACCAUCAACUGCGAUUGGGUACCAUUGGAUCUCUCUCCAGGUGGUUCUCUAACCAAGUCUGCACCAAGCAGCAGCCACGAUGCCAGUAGCAGCUUUGCCCUUCUGUUCUCUGUGAUCUCCCUGUGCAUUACUGUAUUCGUGGUGUAUCAGAUGCAUAGACUCAAGACCAAGGGUGACCCCGUCCCACAAAGUGAAAAUGAUAGUCUUUAGAUGGCCUUGUGAGUUUUUCAUAUGGGUUUGCCAAUGUACUGUAGAUUGAAACUUGUACUGCCUUACUACAUUGAAGUGUACUUCAGUUGCGUACACUCCAUUCCCUUUUUUUAUUGGGAUGAGAUUUUAGUUUUUAGUGGUUUAUUAUUAUCUCCUUUUUGGGUAAAGUUGGUCCUUCACUGUACUUGUUUAUAA